Molecule: messenger RNA, 1146 nt
Organism: Vitis riparia (riverbank grape)
Lineage: Eukaryota; Viridiplantae; Streptophyta; Magnoliopsida; Vitales; Vitaceae
Exons: 3
Coding region: 39-845 (268 amino acids)
Source: RefSeq, a predicted model, not a curated record
UCUUGGCAACACCUUCUUCUUCCUUCUUCUUCAAGAGGAUGGGGCAUCUUAUUGAAGAGAAGGCUCUUGGAGAUGAUCAUCAACGCGGGGACAGCCUUGAAGAGAAAAUCUCAUUGUUUUUUGAUGAAGAAGACGAAGAACUGGAUCGAAAUUCUGAAGGUGAUUGGGCUGAUGAUGAAGCUGCCAACAAUGAAUUGCAUGACCCCAUUGAGAGAAAAGAGUUCUGGGAUUCACAAGAGGCGUUGCUUCUGGAAAUAAUGGAAAGAUGUAAUUCAAUGGGUGCAAAGUUGAGGGAAGAGAUAGGGAGAGUGGUGGAGAGGGCAAGAGAAACACUAGUGUGCAGCUGCUCCAAGUCAAAUUCAGAUGGGUGUGCCCUUUGUUUGAGGAGGAGAGUGGUGGAUUUGCUUUGCCUCAAGGGUUUCUCUGCCUCUCUCCGUACUUCCAAGUGGAGGCACACUCACAAGUUCCCCGGAGGAUCACAUGAAUAUAUAGAAGUAAUGGCAAGCACCCCAGGGAGGAAGAAGCAAAUCCCAUUCCUUAUAGAGCUCGAAUUCCGAACUGAAUUCGAGAUGGCCAAAGCCUGCGAUGAGUACCGCAGACUCAUCGCCCAACUCCCCAAAUCCUACAUCGGAAAAUCCGACUACCUCAACGCCAUCCUGCGUGUGGUAUGCGAUGCCGCCAAGAGGUCCAUGAAGGAGCAGAAGAUCCACAUGGGGCCAUGGCGGAAGCGCAGCUUCAUGCAGAUGAAAUGGUCCGGUUACAACGACAGAAAACAGCCCUCCAAGGAUCAACCCUGGAACAAGUUUUCGCUGUCUGGCAUCACUGCUGCUGUGGUGGUUAAAUGAGGUGGUCUUUCCUCGGUUUUUUUUACACUUCUUUCAGGCUGAUAAUAUUAUUAUAUCAACAUAAAUAGAAGGAGCACAUGCAAUGCAUGUAUACCAUAUAAGAAAGGCCGAUGAUGAGAUUAUACGGGGAAACCAAACCCCAGUGCAGAAGCACCAGUUAAGGGUUGCUAAUGUUGUAACUUGUGGGUCAGUUUUGCUAUAAAUCUUGGGGGGCAUAAAGUAGAUAUGAAGAGUGGUUUUUUGAGGGCAUUUCAUUUUUACAUCCAUGAAUAAGGAUAUCAUCAAGAUGUUCUCUUUUCCA